GAAAACAGGGAAUCAACAGUCCGGAUCGUAACAUAAACAAGCUAAAUUUAAAGGGACCCCGAUCCAGAGCAUGACAGGAUUAUGAUCAGAGAUUAAGGGAGCUAGGGCUUUACUCUUUGGAGAGACGGAGGAUGAAAGGAGACAUAGUAGAGGUAUAAAAUAUAUUAAGAGGAAAACAUAGAGUAGAUAGCCAGCUUCUCUUCCCCAGGUCACCACUGCUCAAUACAAAGGGACAUGGCUUUAAGGUAAGGGGUGCGAUGUUCAACAGGGAUAUUAAAGGAAGGUUUUUUUACUCAGAGAGUGGUCGGUGCGUGCAAUACACUGCCUGAAUCAGUGGUGGAGGCAGAUACACUACUGAAAUUUAAGAGACUACUAGACAGGUAUAUGGAGGAAUUUUGGGUGGGGGUUAUAUAGGAGGCAGGGUUUGAGGGUCGGCACAACAUUGUGGGCCAAAGGGCCUGUACUGUGCCGUACUAUUCUUUGUUCUAUCUAUAUUCUAUGUAUCAAGCAUGGCCGGCCAAAUGCCUGUUUCCAUGCUGUGUGAUCCACUACUCUGCACAUGCUAAAUUACGAUGGUGGCACCACAAGGCAUUGACUUCAAAACUCCACACCCUUCUGAUGGAGACACAACCCCUGCCCUCAACACAUGCGAUCACAUCUUACCUGCUUCUGACAUUUAAAAUACACUCAGAAUGGUUUUCUCAUUCAGUCAGAAGGUUAUAUUACAUCCAACUCGUUCUCAGAGCUGACAAACCAUACCCUCCCACAGCCGGUUCCACCUGUUGGUAUGCCCUUUCAUCCCCCUCCAGGGAAGCUGCAUCACCAUAAGACCGCCUGCCAAUGAGGCAUUGAUUUAUCCAUUUUAGAAUCUUUCCUGAAAUCUCCUGGGUUCAUAGAUUGUUAAGCAGGCUCGAGUGUGCAACCUUGUCAAAGGGCUUUCGAAAAUCCGAGUACACUACAUCAACCGAUUCACCUUUGUCUCCUGCUUGAUAGUUCUUCAAAGAAUUCCAACAGAUUUGUCAGACAAGAUUUUUCCUUGAGGAAACCAUGCUGACUAUGACUUAUCAUGUUUCUCCAAGUACCCUGAGACCUCAUCCUUAAUAAUGAACUCCAACAUCGUCCCAAUCAUUGAGGUCAGACUGACAGGCCUAUAGUUGCCUUUCUUCCGCCUUUCUCCCUACUUGAAGAGUGGAGUGUCAUUUGCAAUUUUCCAGUCUUCCGGAAUCAGUCUGGAAUCUUGUGAUUUUUGAAAGCUCUUUAAUGCCUCCAAAAUGUCUUCAGCCUCCACUUUCAGAACUGUGAGGUGUACACCAUCUGGUCGGAGUAUCGAAUCUACCUUCAGAUCUUUCAGUUUCCCAAGAGCCCUCUGUCUAGUUACGCAAUUCAUGACCCCGAAAGCUGGAACAUCCACCAUAGUGCUAGUAUCUUCCACAGUGAAGACAGGCGCAAAAUACCUAUUCAGUUCUUCCGCCGUUGUGUUGUUCCCCAUUGCUACUUCUCCAGCAUCGUUUCCCAGUGGUCUGAUAUCCACUGUUGCCUCUCUUUUACACUUGAUAUAUCUGAAGAAACUUCUGGUAUCCUAUGUAAUAUUAUUGUCGCUAAAUUUCAUAUUCCAUCUUUACCUUCUUCAUAUCUUUUUUCAGUUGCCCUUCUGUUGGUUCUAAAAAUAACGCAAUCCUCUCAUUUCCCACAACUGUUUGCUCUAUUGUAUGCUCUCUCUUUGGCUUUUAUGUUGGCUUUGAGUUCUCUUGUUAGACACGUUUGUGUUAGCUGGCCAACUCCCCUCUCAUGCCUCUGCAAUUCCCUUUACUCCACGGUAACACUGAUACAUCAGACUUUAGCAUCUCCUUCUCAUAUUUCAGGGCGAAUUCUCUCAUAUUAUGAUUACUUUCCCCUCCGGGUUCUUAUAUCUGAAGAUCUCUAAUCAAUUCUGGUUCAUUGCACAACACCCAAUGCAGAAUAGUUGAUUCCUGACUCGGCUUAACCACGAACUGCUCUAUCGCGUAGGCAUUCUAGAAACUCCCCUCUUGGGAUCCAGCAUCGACCUAAUUUUCUAAUCUACCUGCAUAUGGAAAUCAUCUAUGGCUAUUGUAAUCUAGCUCUUUUGGCAUGUAUUUUCUAUAUCCCUUUGUAAUUUGUAGACCACAUUCUUACUACUGCUUGGAGGUCUGUGUCUAAUUCCCAUCAAGGUCUUUUUACCCUUACAGUACCUUAGCUCUAUCAACAAUGAAUCAGCACAUUCCAACACUAUGUCACCUCUUUUUAAUGAAUUAAUUUAUUUUUUUUACCGACGGAGCAACGCAGCCCACUCUGCCUCCCUGCCUGUCCCUUCAAUACAAUGCGUAUCCUUGGACAUUAAUAGACAAUAGACAAUAGACAAUAUGUGCAGGAGUAGGCCAUUCGGCCCUUCUAGCCAGCACCGCCAUUCACUGUGAUCAUGGCUGAUCAUCCACAAUCAGUAUCCGGUUCCUGCCUUAUCCCCAUAACCUUUGAUUCCACUAUGUUUAAGAGCUCUAUCCAUCUCUAUCCUGAAAGCACCCAGAGACUUGGCCUCCACAGCCUUCUGGGGCAGAGCAUUCCACAUAUCCACCACUCUCUGGGUGAAAAAGUUUUUACUUAACUCCGUUCUGAAUGACCUACCCCUUAUUCCUAAGCUGUGGCCUCUAGUUCUGAACUCACCCAUCAGCGAGAACGUGCUUCCUGCCUCCAGCGUGUGCAAUCCCUUAGUAAUCUCCCAGCUAUAAUCUUUCAGCUAUGAUUCCAUGAUGCCUAUAACAUUAUAUCAGCCAAUCUGCAGCUGUGUUGUCAGUUCAUCUAUAUUAUUCCUUAUACAGCGCGCAUAAAAAUUUAAAACCUUCUGAUCGGCAUUCGGCCUUUUCGAUCUUGUCCACCUUUAACAUUGCAUCUCACCCUAUUGACAGCAAUUUUGUCCUAUCAACAGCCUCUCCUCGCUACGCAUUGGCUCUGUUUGUAAACCAACAACCCCAUCUUCAGCGUUAUUAUCCACCUUUCCUAUGAUAAUUCUUAUAUAGUAUUUUCCUCGUAGUUUCCUACGAUACUUCUUGUAAAACUGUGAUUAGAGUAAUUUCUUCAGCUAAUGGUUAAUCUGUGGAAUUUGUUGCCACACAGGGUGUUGGAUGCUGUCAUUGUGAUACAGCAGAGACUAUUAUGUUCUUGAUUGUAAGGCGAUUGAUUGUUUAAGGGACAAUGCAGGAGAAUAAGUUGGAUCGGACCGGAUGGGCCAAAUAGCUUUAUUAUACUCGUUUUUCUAAUGGUCUUACUGUGAACUGUAGGGUAAGUCCUUAUCACUUCCAGAUGUUGCGGUGUGAGGGACGAUUAUAUGUUUGUUCAUUGAGAUCAUUCUAUUUGCAUGCGGUGUUCAAAUUUCAAUGAGGUUUGAUUUUAGAAAUAGUAAGAUCUAAUGAUUUUCGAGGUUUUUUUUUUAUGAGUCCGGGAACGUCUUGCAAACUUACUGCUACGCGACCAUAAUUGAAAGUUUAGAAAUAGAAACGGGCACAGUAUCGUGUCCUAAUAGUGUUCUAAAAUCUCCUAUUAGUGUUUACUAUUAGUGUUCUCCUGAUAGGGUUUUCAUCAAUGCCAUGAUCAAGCAUAUUAAUACGUGUCUGAGAAACUGGUGAAGCGGCAGGGCUUCGGGUUCCUGGAUCACUGGGACCCCUUCUGUGGGAGCCACGACCUGUAAAGUAAAAAAGGACGGCUUACAACUGAACCCAAAAUAUCUGAGUACGUGGGUUUAAUAGAACUGUUAGGCAGAUUUUAAACUAUUUGGCAGUGGGGUGAGGAUCGGUGUGUUAGGACUGAGGAAGGGUAAAACAGAAAUAAAUCGAAGGUAAUCUGCAAUAGAGAUGAUAGAAAGGACAGGCGGGAUUUGAGGCAUAAUAGCAGAUAAUGGUAUGAUUUAAAGGGCAAUAGAGGCGUAGAAACAACAAAUACUAGUCUGAAAAUGUUAUAUUUGAGUGCACGCACCAUAAGAAAUAAAAUAGACAAUCUUGAAUUUCAGCUGAAGAUUAGCAAGUAUGACCAUUUGGCCAUCUCUGAAUCUUGGCUGAAUGAUGGCUGCCAUUGGGAGCUCAACGUCCAAGGAUAUCGGAAAGAUAGCGCAGCAAAAUCUGACCCCAACUGUCCUCGACAUGGCUGAACGGGCGGGCAGGGGAGGAGUUCCAGUGACGUCAACAUCAGGAAAGGUCACGGGUAUGUCCUUCACAGGUCCGAGCUCAGUGAUCACCGAGCUCCUGGCAGGCUGCAACGACUCCCAGCUGCUGCAGCUGACGGAUUUCUACCGGGACAGGCUGGAGCAGGCGAUGGAAAGAGGAGUGUACGGAGUGAGCCUGGCGUUAAAGGAUGAGAAUCAGUUCAGCGGAGAGGAACAUCGGACAAUCUCCGAUCUCGCUGAUAAUGGAAAGAGGGCGGACAGUUCUAAACUCCUCCUGAGCCUGGUGAUGGAGAAAGGCUCCCGCGCCCGGAGGGCGAUGUGGGAAAACUUCGUGAAAAUGCGCAAUGUCGUCCCAAAGUUGGACAAAAUACUGAAAGAAAUUCAGGAACAUGGUUGUGUUCCGAUCCAUCGACCCGUCCCGGAGAUUCCUUGUGAGCUGAAAGUUUUCUUCACAGAUCCGAGCUCAGUGAUCGCCGAACUCCUGGCGAGCUGGAAUGAUUCCCUAGCUGCUGCAGCUGACGGAUUUCUACCUGGACAGGCUGGAGCAGGCGAUAGAAAGAGGGGUGCACGGAGUGAGCCUGGCGUUAACAGCUGAGAAUCAGUUCAGUGGAGCGGAACAUCAGACAAUCUCUGAUCUCGCUGAUAAUGGAAAGAGGGCGGACAGUUCUAAACUCCUCCUGAACCUGGUGAUGGAGAAAGGCUCCCGCGCCCAGAGGGUGA
Messenger RNA from Mobula hypostoma (lesser devil ray), 4891 nucleotides. RefSeq lists its product as uncharacterized. Bases 4068 to 4766 code for a protein of 232 amino acids. NCBI's taxonomy places the organism in Eukaryota, Metazoa, Chordata, Chondrichthyes, Myliobatiformes, Myliobatidae. The transcript has 6 exons. The record is from RefSeq and is a predicted model, not a curated record.